AUGAGAAAGCUGGUCCAAGAAUUGGGAAUCACACAGCGGCUUACACCGGUUUGGACACCGCAGUGUAACCCCGUAGAGAGGGCAAACCGCACGGUGAAAACCAUGAUCGCACAAUAUGUGGGAGAAAAUCACCGUCAGUGGGACGCGAAUCUACAUGAAAUAAAGUUUGCGUUCAACACGGCGAAGCAAGAUACUACCGGGUUUUCACCCGCGUAUCUCAAUACAGGCAGAGAACUGCCUGGACCGCAUAUCCGGGAAAGGGAGCAUAGAGAGUCACAAGUACCAAGCGAAAUAGGAAAGCGACUCGAAUCGGCACACGAAUUAGUACGGAUAAAUUUAGCCAGGGCAUUUCAGAAGCAAGGUAAAUACUACAACCUGCGGAAAAGAAAAGGGAAACCGAAAAUAGGCGAUGUGGUAUGGAAACGGAACCAUGCGCUUUCAAGCAAGGAAAAAGCAAUAAAUGCGAAACUUGCGCCAAAAUUUUUGGGUCCUAUGACAGUAAGAAGAAUAAUAUCUCCGGUAAUAGUAGAUUUACAGGACAAAAAUAAAAAAUGGUACAAACAAGUACAUAUACAGGACCUAAAAACAGAGAAUGACCUGGAUGACGUAACAGCCGAUAAGGAGGGGGUAAACGAAAACCAGGAAUAA
Molecule: messenger RNA, 648 nt
Organism: Odontomachus brunneus
Lineage: Eukaryota; Metazoa; Arthropoda; Insecta; Hymenoptera; Formicidae
Exons: 1
Coding region: 1-648 (215 amino acids)
Molecular function (GO): nucleic acid binding
Source: RefSeq, a predicted model, not a curated record